Messenger RNA from Tripterygium wilfordii, 1667 nucleotides. RefSeq lists its product as uncharacterized. The coding region runs from base 685 to 1470 and encodes 261 amino acids. Lineage: Eukaryota; Viridiplantae; Streptophyta; Magnoliopsida; Celastrales; Celastraceae. The record is from RefSeq and is a predicted model, not a curated record. The transcript has 4 exons.
GUCUAGACACACAGAUGCACCAAGAAGGAAGAAAACAGGGAACUCCACCCACAAAGAAGAGUCCACACAACCACCAGCAAAUCUCUCUCUCUCUCUCCACUGGCCCAGCUGGACCAAAAUUUAUGUAGAAGAAAAACAAAAAAAGGAAAGGAAAGAUAGGGAGAGAGAAGGAAAGGAAGGAAAUAUGGAGGAGUAUGCAUAGAUGGAUGUAUACAUAGACAUAGUAGAUGUCUUCAAUUGUCCUCCCAACCAAACCCACCUCACAAAAACCUCUUUCACCAGCCCCUCUCUUUCUGUCUCUCACAGCACAAUGGAUAAAAACAUGUGUACCAGAAAUACCCUUCUGCAACCCCCCAAAAUAUCCCAUCUUCAUCACUGUCUUCCAAACUUUCAAAGGGGGAAAAAACAUUUAUUUUCACCGAAUUAUGUGGGCUUCUUUGGGUUUUCUUUGUCUUGGUCAGAGUUUCACAGAGAAAACAGGAAAGCAAGAACCUUCCUCUCACUUCCUUUCUUGUUUCCAUCCCUAUCUCUCUCUCAACCCUUUUCUUUCCUUGUUUUUUUAUUUUUCUUCCGUCUCUUUCUUACAUCUUCUUAUUUGAGACUUUUUCUCCUGCCUAGUUCUUUUCAAUUUCUUCAUAAUUGCUUCCUUGUGGUAUCUGGGUUCUUUUGUUUCUCUGUGAUCUGAUGAUGAAGAAGAUGAAAGGGGUGGCUCUUGCUCCUAGAAAUACGUCUCCUUCUCCGUAUGGUGUUUAUGAAGACCCAAUCAGUUUCAAACAUCAGAGUCUCUUGCAAGACUACGAGGAGCUAUACAAGGAAACAGAGGUCCGGAAGAACAACUUGGAGAUGAUGAAACAGAAAAGAUUGACCCUCUUGGCUGAAGUCCGAUUUUUGAGGCAGCGUUACAAGCUCUUAAUGCAAAACCAGACUCAGAAAUCCAUACUCGAACAACAGCGCCCAGCGAGGAAUUCAGAAAUUAAAAGUAGAAACAUUGCAAAAAAAAGUAGUCGCAGUGGAAAGAACUCUGCUUUACCACCUCCAGUCCCACCUUUCGAUUUGAACAAGAAGGGAAAGACUUACAUUGAGAGGCAAGCCACUUUGAAAAAACCUUCUUCAAGUUUUGACCUAAGCCAGAAGCACAUGAGUUAUGGUGCAGCAGAAGCUUCUCUACAGGAUUCCAGAUCAAUUCUUGACUUGAAUGAAAGGGAAAGAAUUGAAAGUGGAAAGGAAGCUACUGUCCGAAAUGCAACCCCAGUUUUUGAUUUAAACCAGAAUUUGAUAGAAGAGGAAGAAUUGCAGGGUAAUCGUGAGUCAUCGAGAACGGAGGAGCUAAAGAAAAGUUCAAUUAGAGCCGGAAGUGAUGAACAAUACAAUGAUAUGAUGCUAUCAGCCUGUAGAAAUAUUGGCAAUGGGCCAAACAAGUCGGGGAAGAGGAAGAUCUCAUGGCAAGACCAGCUAGCAUUGAGGGUUUGAAACAGACUUUAUCGGUUCAAAAUUGGAUAUUUUACAGUUUUGGUGGUCUGGAAAGUUGGCUUCACCUUUCCUUGUGAUACCCAAUUUGCAUACUUAUUUUCAUUUGUAAAGGAAAAUAGUAUAUACAUUAUGACAAUGUUGAUUUUAUGGGCAUAAACUUUCUCUCUCUACCUUGUAAAUAUUGUUUAGUCCCUGUG